Molecule: messenger RNA, 597 nt
Organism: Cornus florida
Lineage: Eukaryota; Viridiplantae; Streptophyta; Magnoliopsida; Cornales; Cornaceae
Product: putative F-box/kelch-repeat protein At1g15680
Exons: 1
Coding region: 1-597 (198 amino acids)
Biological process (GO): SCF-dependent proteasomal ubiquitin-dependent protein catabolic process
Molecular function (GO): protein binding; ubiquitin-protein transferase activity
Source: RefSeq, a predicted model, not a curated record
AUGGAAUUCUCAACAAGAAGUUGUGAACAGUAUGAGCUUCCUGAGUGGCUGCUGCUAGAAGUUCUUUUAAGACUUCCGGUGAAAUCGAUCUUGAGAUUCAAAUGUGUGUGCAAGGACUGGCUCUCUCUCAUUUCUGAUCCUUCUUUUAUUCGCUCCUAUAAUUCUCAAAGAAUGAGUGACCCAUCUCCAUCCUUCGGAAUCAUUUAUAGGUACAUAUAUGCGUCGGAGUUUCAAAAAGUGCUCAAUCGUCUGUGUCCUCCUGAUGUGUACAAAUCAAAAAAAUUAUCUUUUUCGUGUCUUUAUUCUUCUCGAGAAGAAACUGAAGCUAAACUCUUUAAGGUCUUAGCUGCAAGCAACGGGUUGGUUUUGUGCUGUUCUUUGGAUUCACAGACUCACUAUGUGGGUGAUCUGGUCACAGGGCAUUGGGUUACUCUGCCCGGAGCAAACAGCGAUUAUAUGAGCGCAGGGAUUGUUAACCAAGUGAAUGAGGAAAAUGUGGUUACAAGUUACACGGUGGUGUGUAUUAAACAGCAGCAAUAUUGGUCUGAAUUGUUCAAAUUGGCAAUCUUUCUUCAAACACUGGUGAAUGGACGUUGA